AUGAGGCUAGAGCGCGGGCGGCGGGCUUCUCUGGCGCUCACCCUCAACUUUGUGGCGUUUGCUUUUGCCUUAUCCGCGGUGACCACCAGCUACUGGUGCGAGGGGACAAGGAAGGUGGCUAAACCCUUCUGCACAGGCCCGCCGGUGAAGAACAAGGAGUGGUACUGCAUCCGCUUCAACAGCACCAACCUCAACGACAGCCGCAUGGUACAGUACAUCUUUGAAACGGGGGAGGAGAAGUUUCUGAUGAGGAAGUUCCACACGGGGAUAUUCCUCUCCUGCGAGCAGGCGGUCGACAUGAAUGGGUUUGACUGUCGAGACUUCUCAGAGAUUGCACCUGAAAAUGAAAGAGGAGUGCUGUGGCUGUGUAUCGUGGCGGAGACCCUGUACCUCACCCUGCUCUCCAUGGGUGGGGCUCUGAUGAUUCUGGAGCAGUGCCCCUGCUUUAGUGUCAUGAACAAGCUGAAGCUCAGUGCCUUCGCUGCCAUGUGCACUGCCCUGUCAGGCCUUUGUGGGAUGGUGGCCCACAUGAUGUUUACCACCAUAUUCCAGCUGGCUGUUGCCACCGGGCCAGAGGACUGGAGGCCCAAAACAUGGGACUACAGCUGGUCUUACAUAUUGGCAUGGGGCUCUUUUGGCACCUGCAUGGGCUCUGCUGUGACGGCACUGAACCGGUACACAAAGACAAUCAUCGAGUUUAAAUAUAAACGGCGGAACAUCGAGAAGAGCCUGAUGAUAAAGCAGAACAUGAUGGGGAUGGACAUGCCUGAGCAGAUGUGGGACAUGUACCUGACUGCUGGGCCGGCUGAUGCCGAGACACCGCUAGAACUGCCGGUCAACGGCCACAAACCGUCCACAGGAACGGCGUAUGAGGUCGAAAUGGACAAUGUACCAGAACAACAAGGAGAGGCGUACUGUUAAAGAUGGAACUGUUUCUGGGGUUGAUUUCUUGGACCUACACUAACUCUUGUUCUUGAAUUUAAAUAUUUACUUCAGGAUUUCUUUUUUUUUUUUUUUGGCACAGUAUAUUUU
Molecule: messenger RNA, 1032 nt
Organism: Archocentrus centrarchus (flier cichlid)
Lineage: Eukaryota; Metazoa; Chordata; Actinopteri; Cichliformes; Cichlidae
Product: germ cell-specific gene 1-like protein
Exons: 5
Coding region: 1-921 (306 amino acids)
Cellular component (GO): plasma membrane
Source: RefSeq, a predicted model, not a curated record